AGUUCGUUUUUAGGCGGGUUAGGUGAUAAAAGUGCAACUCCCUGGUUUAUUUUUCUAUCUAUAUUUGCUGUAGUUAUUUUAACCAUAAUUAUAUUUUAACAAUCCGAGGUAGAUUUAUUUUAAGAUAAUUAAUAUAUUUUUAGGACAGUGUAGAUUAAAAUCCGUCUCUAUGUAUGAGCGGUUAGUAACGUUAGUAACGUUAGCGCGCGCUGUGUUACAACAUCCUGUAAAAACAAAACAAACACAAAUUAGGGUGUAUUUACUUUAGCACUUGGACUGUACUGCUUUUUAGAAAUGGAGCGGCCAUCUAGGAAUAAGAAAUCCAUCAACUAUUCAGACUUCAUGGAUAAUGAUGAUGAAGACUUCGCCACAGUGAAAGCCCCUCCGAACAAAAAAGCUCGAGCUUCUGUCAAGGAAUGUUCGCAAGACAAAACCAGGAAAGAUGAAAUCAUUGAUUCGACUGCUAAAUCACGCAAAGAACGAGUAUCCCUGGAUGAUAAAGUGUAUCAGAGAGAUUUGGAAACUGCUCUCAUGCUUUCUCAGAUUCCUUCUACAGAAAAGCCUGAAGCAGUACUUAGCAAUUGUCAAGAAAAGUCAGAGUCGUGUGAAGACAUACCUCCAGUGCUGACGCACUUCAGUGUAGAUGGGAGCUCUCUUGACAAUGAAAACCUUUCAAUUCAUCCUCCUGAAGACUUGCCCCCUGUCCUGUCGAACUGUAGUGUAGAUAUCACAUGUUUAGGAUUAGAUCAGAUAGCCAUCGAGCAGACGAAGAAAAAGCCCCAAAGGGCAGCUGAGCAAAAGAAGUGUGCGUUCCAGGACGCGAAAGAGAACGACGAUGACGAAGACUACAGACCUCAGAAUACACCCGAGAGUGACUCUGACUUCAGUGACCCGGGUGAGAGCGAGGAUGAAGAAUACACAGUGAAGACAAAACGAGAUAAAAAGAAAACCACCAAGAAUGAGAAAAAGACGUCUUCCAAAGAUGUUAAGAAAGAUAAGAAGCCAGCAAAACCGGCUAAAAGCAAACCACAGUCCAAAGUAAAAAACACAGCGCUUAGUAGCCCAGGAGUCAGGAGUCCAGCUGCUACUAAGCCUCUCUCCACACUGAACAGAACUCCCACCACUCCACCUUUGAAUAAAUCUGCCCUUCAUACCAGUCCUUCCGGGGGUAGAAUGCCAAAGUGGACUCCUCCAGCUCGGGUAGGGAGGAGCCCCGGCUCAUGUCAGAGUCCUCCCGUUAAGUCGCCUGGACUUGGUCUACGAUUAGGACUGUCCCGUCUGGCUCGAGUAAAACCCCUGCAUCCCAAUACCGUAGCACAUUAGGAGCUUUUGU
Messenger RNA from Clarias gariepinus (North African catfish), 1333 nucleotides. RefSeq names its product RAD51 associated protein 1 (gene rad51ap1). Gene Ontology annotation, biological process: interstrand cross-link repair; double-strand break repair via homologous recombination. The record is from RefSeq and is a predicted model, not a curated record. NCBI's taxonomy places the organism in Eukaryota, Metazoa, Chordata, Actinopteri, Siluriformes, Clariidae. Bases 295 to 1323 code for a protein of 342 amino acids. The transcript is spliced from 10 exons. Gene Ontology annotation, molecular function: double-stranded DNA binding; single-stranded DNA binding.